AUGAGUUACUUCCUGGCCUAUUGCAAAGCACACUGCAGUACUGUGCUCUCCCAGUACCAAAUGCUUAGAGCCGAAGGCUUGAUGUGUGAUAUUUUACUGAAGGUGAAGGAAAAUGAGUUUCCUGCACACAAGUCCCUGCUGGCCUGCUCCAGUGAUUAUUUCAGAGCUAUGUUCAAAAGCUACACAAAAGAAUCCAAAGCCAGUGUUAUUCAUCUACAAGUCAUCUCACCUACUGGUCUCCAGCAUGUCCUGGAUUUCAUUUAUACCUCCUGGUUGCCCCUUUCUUUUGAGAAUCUGGAGGACACCCUGGAAGCUGCCAGUUACUUGCAAGUGACUGAGGCUAUUGGCCUGUGCAAUCAGUACUUGGUUAACAACCUGACCCUGGAAAACUGCUGUUUUUCUGCCAACAUUGCCACCAAGUUCUAUCUUCCAGAUGCUUUGUCAGUGACAGAAACAUACAUCAUCAGUAAUCUCUGGAAACUUUUAGAGUUGCAUUUCAUGGAGCUGCUCUUACUGAACUUCAGAUCGUUGAUGGCAGUGGUAGAAUCCCCUGAUGUCCCUAUGGUGAACGAAUCCUGCCUCCUGAAUCUAGUGCUCAUCUGGCUGAAGCAUGAUAAAUCCAGGUUGAUUCACAGAAACAACCUAUUAGAACAUAUAAGAUUUGGUCUCAUCCCAGUGGAAGAUCUGAGAAAAGUCUACACUCAGUCAGAAGUGUCUCUCACGACUCCUAUUAAAUGCUUGAUCAUAAAAGCAAUAAACUACCAUUCGCUAGUUUUUAAACAGCCCAUCCUGCAGGAUAAGUAUAGCACCCUGAGAAACCAGCAAACGCGCAUCAUCCUGUUAGGAGGAGGGACUUCCAAUGAUGGACUGGUCAGCGAUGUGAUGGCCUUUGAUGUUUACAAUCACAAAUGGAGAACUCUAACGCAGGUGCAGGACAGAGUACAGAAUCACUGCAUGUGUGUGAUUGGAAACUACCUGUAUGUGCUGGGUGGGGAAACAGCAGAUUUGCAAAGUGACAUGAAAAGCACCAGCUUGUCAGUUACAAACAAGGUCCAUCGUUAUGACCCAAGAUUUAACAAGUGGACCCAAAUCACAGAAAUGCUUGAAAAGAGAUGCCAGUUUUCUUGUUGCAUCCUAGACAACAAGAUCUUUGCAAUUGGUGGGAGAGGCGAGACCGGAUCACUGCAUUCAUCUGUUGAAGUCUACAACAUUAGCAGAGACAGAUGGACAAAGGCUACAGAAUUGCCAUGCAAGAUGCAUGGCCAUGCCAGUACAGUUUGCAAGAACACGAUCUACAUCUCAGGUGGCAAAUACACAGAUCAAACCAACACAAGUAAGGAUGUGUUCUCUUUGAGCAGUUUGGAAGGACAGUGGAGAAAGCAAGCCUCCAUGAGCAUUGCUCGAUUUGGACACCAGAUGGCAACGAUCAGAGAGGCCAUCUUCACAUUUUUAGGACUGUAUGAACCAUUCUCUGAAAUAGAAAGGUACGACCCUGCCCCAAACCAGUGGACUCGCUUAAAGCCAUUGGUCUAUGACCGAUUUUGCUAUGGUCUGACUGUGGUAGAGGAAACAGCACUUCUCAUUGGGGGAAAGAAAUGGCAAGACUCCCAUGAGGUGCCAACCCAAGAUGUGGUGGGUUAUGAUAUAGAUAAUGACUGCUGGGAAGAGAUUUGCAAACUUCCCUUCCCUUGGUAUGGAUUGCAGUGUGCAGUGCUACAACUCUCAGAACUGGCAGAAACUAAGGACACCCAAUAA
This is a messenger RNA of Mauremys mutica (yellowpond turtle), 1755 nucleotides long. RefSeq names its product kelch like family member 34 (gene KLHL34). Gene Ontology annotation, molecular function: protein binding. Bases 1 to 1755 code for a protein of 584 amino acids. The record is from RefSeq and is a predicted model, not a curated record. The transcript has a single exon. NCBI's taxonomy places the organism in Eukaryota, Metazoa, Chordata, Testudines, Geoemydidae.